Molecule: messenger RNA, 1961 nt
Organism: Acinonyx jubatus (cheetah)
Lineage: Eukaryota; Metazoa; Chordata; Mammalia; Carnivora; Felidae
Gene: NGF
Product: nerve growth factor
Exons: 3
Coding region: 868-1800 (310 amino acids)
Biological process (GO): nerve growth factor signaling pathway; positive regulation of peptidyl-serine phosphorylation; negative regulation of neuron apoptotic process
Molecular function (GO): nerve growth factor receptor binding; growth factor activity
Source: RefSeq, a predicted model, not a curated record
CAAAGCAGGCUCCAGGCUCUGAGCUGUCAGCACAGAGCCCGACGUGGGGCUCGAAUUCAUGGACCGUGAGAUCGUGACCUAAGCUGAAGUUCCUCCUUCCACAAGGUUUCCAUAUCAUGUCACAUACACAUCAUACCUGUCACACUGUGCUUUAAAUGCGUGUUCAUAUGCUUGCUUUUCUGCACCUCUAGAUUAUUUGCUCUUAGAAGUUAAGUCAUAUUCUUUGUGUCCUUAGCACCUAACAGAGCGGCUGGCACAGGGCCUGCGAGUUUUAUUUAAUUAACAGGAAAAAAAAAAAAAAUGAGUUCUAGUGUGGGGGUGGGGGAAAGCAUUGCUUAAGAAUCCAGGAGGGAUACGGUCCCCAAAAUGUUAACUGAGCUCAGAGAACUACAGAUGAUCAGAGCUGGAGACCUUAGCUAUCACAGCAGUUUGCCGUCGGACAAGGAAGCCCAGAGAUGCUUAAGGAUACUAAGUGAUUUACCCAGGAAUCAGAGGGAACUGGACCCAGAUGCAGCUCUGUGGGAUCCACUAGUGGUCAGUCAGUGUUGGCCAAAUGGCCAGCUGAACAAUUUGUGGACUGGAUCCAGACCCUCUUUCCUGGGAGCGAUGGAAGGCCCCACAAUGCCCACCUCUUAACCCUGGGAACACGUCAUGCUCCUCCAGGGCUAAACCCAACCCUGAGAGAGCGUGACUGUGUACUUUGCCACGGAAUCUAACCCUUUAAAAGGGCGUUCGGGUAAAUUUCCAUCUCUAGACCUGAACCCCAACUGAGUAUUGGAAGGUUUUUCUGGUGCUUUUGCGGCAAGAAGGAUAUUUUGAGCUGAGUGGGUGAGGAAGAGGAAUGAAAGCACCUCGGUCCUUAAUUUCAUGACAUCUAGUAGCGGGAAAACCACUCCAGAUGCUCUCUCUAACCCCCUGUCCCGUGCCACCUCCUCUAUAGUCCUGGCCCGUGGUCGUGCAGUCCAGGGGGCUGGAUGGCAUGCUGGACCCAAGCUCAGCUCAGCGUCCGGGCCCAAUAACGGCUUUUUCAAGGGAGCAGCUUUCUGUCCUGGCCACACUGAGGUGCAUAGCGUAAUGUCCAUGUUGUCCUACACUCUGAUCACAGCUCUUUUGAUCGGCAUACAGGCAGAACCACACCCAGAGAGCAAUGUCCCAGCAGGACACGCCAUCCCCCAAGCCCACUGGACUAAGCUUCAGCAUUCCCUCGACACAGCCCUCCGCAGAGCCCGCAGCACCCCGGCCGGGGCAAUAGCCGCGAGGGUGGCAGGGCAGACCCGCAACAUCACUGUGGACCCCAAACUUUUUAAAAAGCGGCGACUGCGUUCACCCCGCGUGCUGUUCAGCACGCACCCCCCACCUGUGGCUGCAGAUACUCAGGGUCUGGACUUGGAGGCAGGUGGUGCUGCCUCCUUCAACAGGACUCACAGGAGCAAGCGGUCGUCGUCGCACCCUGUCUUCCACCGGGGGGAGUUCUCGGUGUGCGACAGCGUCAGCGUGUGGGUGGGGGACAAGACCACCGCCACGGACAUCAAGGGCAAGGAGGUGAUGGUGCUGGGAGAGGUGAACAUUAACAACAGUGUGUUCAAACAGUACUUUUUUGAGACCAAGUGCCGGGACCCCACUCCCGUGGACAGCGGGUGCAGGGGCAUUGACUCGAAGCACUGGAACUCAUACUGUACCACGACGCACACCUUCGUCAAGGCGCUGACCAUGGACGGCAAGCAGGCCGCCUGGCGGUUCAUCCGGAUCGACACGGCCUGUGUGUGUGUGCUCAGCAGGAAGGCUGGGAGAAGAGCCUGACCUGCAGGACAGCCCCCACCCUCCCCGAGCUCCCCCUCCACACCCUCCUGGGCCCCUCCCUACCUCAACCUGUAAAUUAUUUUAAAUUAUAAGGACUGCAUGGUAAUUUAUAGUUUAUACAGUUUUAAAAAAUCAUUAUUUAUUAAAUUUUUGGAAGCAUC